Ixodes scapularis (black-legged tick) is the source of this 864-nucleotide messenger RNA. RefSeq names its product 2-iminobutanoate/2-iminopropanoate deaminase. The transcript is spliced from 6 exons. Gene Ontology annotation, molecular function: deaminase activity. The record is from RefSeq and is a predicted model, not a curated record. Gene Ontology annotation, cellular component: cytosol. Bases 300 to 776 code for a protein of 158 amino acids. NCBI's taxonomy places the organism in Eukaryota, Metazoa, Arthropoda, Arachnida, Ixodida, Ixodidae.
GGUUUCAAAACAAGGCGUUUAGCUACAAAAACAAACAAUCCAACUAAAAAACAAGAUGGCAGACGUGUCCGAUCUUAGUUUCGCACUUUUCCGGGUCAUCGUGGCAAGGACGUGCACGAACUUAUCAGGAAGUCACGUAAUGAGGCACUGCCAUUAACUGGUUCUGCUGGCUGGUAACCUUCGCGCCACUGGAGGCCGACGCAGCCUUAUAAAGUUUCCUCGCGAGAUUCCGCACUUGUUUUUGUAGCCUGCUCCCGAGGGAGACCAUACAGACCCCUCUUGAGCCAGUUCGCACCGAAAUGCUCGGAACAUCCGUUACGCGCUCGAUGGUGCUUAGUUUUGUGCUGAUGCAACUGUGCAUCGGUGCAUCUGAGGCGGUGUUGAACGCCACUCGCGAGGUGAUCACCAGUCCGGACGUUGCUAAGCCCACCAGCCCGUACAGUCACGCCAUAUGCGUGGGAGACACCAUGUACUUGGCCGGCCAGACCGGAACCGACCCCCAGACUAAACUCUUGGUUCCUGGAGGAAUCGUUCCAGAGACACGACAGGUUCUCGCGAACCUUGACAAGGUUCUAGAAGCCGGACGAAUGAAUCGAACAAACGUGGUAAGGUGCACCGUGUACCUUGCAGACAUGAAAGACUACGACGACAUGAACAAGAUUUACGGCGAGUUCUUUUCAGAGGAGCCCCCUGCCAGAGUCACAAUUCGCGUAGCCGAGCUAGCCAAGCGAGCACGUGUGGAAAUCGACGCCAUCGCUGUGAAAACCGUCAAUUGAAUGCCUUGGAUCCAGGGAUUUUCUAUAUAAUAUUUUGCAAGGCCAACAACUGGUGGACACGCAAUAAAACGUUAUCGUCCAUUGCAAA